AUGGCGGAACACUUUCGGAAUCGCAUCAAGGAGUUAAGGUCGCGGAAGGUGGCGACAGAAGAUGCGGCCACCGGCACAAAAACGACAGUGGCGUCCGCGGCGACGGCGGUGGCGUCGGUGACAUCUCCUCCGCUUCUGUCAUCGGCGGUAUCGAGCAAAACAGUUGCUUCGGUCCCGGUGGCAAAUUUACCGCCACCGUUUUUGUCGCCACAUGGGGCGGUGGUGAACUACAGGGACAGCGUGAGGGACCCACUGUGCGCGCGCUUCACGACGGGGCACGCGUUAAGUCUUUUUGAGGUCACUUUGCAGGCACUUGGGGACAAGGCACGACGGAAACGGGCUCGUUCUCCUGACAAUGAGGAGCCUGCAGAAGAGCCUCAACAACACCGUGGCUUCCAGAAGCACCAACCGCAGCAGCAGCACGCAUCAAGGGAGGGAGAGGGAGGCGGUGAAGAGCAGGCAUCACCGCGCCAAAUUGACCCGGAGCAACCUAUGGUGAGAGAGGGUUGUGACAAUGAGAAGAAGGUAGUAACUAAUCCCCCUUUUGAUACUUCUUUUUCCAAUGUGGUUUCUUACUUCUUGCCUGAGAUAGAUGCAAGGUGUUUCAGUAACAAUGAGGAGUUGGAGGAAACAAAUGGGCUUGUCAAUGGACAAGCACAAUUGGAGCACUCAAAGGCGAGUAUUGGAGCUGGCAUUGGCGUCGGCUCACGUGAUGACAAAAAAAGGUGUAUUUUGGUCACGGGAAAGCAGUGCCCACCCUGCCGCUCGGUAAACGAAUACAUCCCAAAGGCCCGUAUUGCACAAGGAGUGUAUGGUGUGGUAAUCAGCGCCAUUAGGGCUACAUCUGAGGUUCCUCACCACGACCAGGAGGUGAAACGGAUGGUAAAGAAGUACGCUCUCAAGCAGGUGAAGGAACAGUGGCUUGUCGACUCACAGGUCGGAUUUCCACCGUAUCUCCUGAGAGAGUUUGAUCUUCUUCUUCGCAUGCGCCAUCCAAACAUUGUGAGGGCCCGGGAGGUGGUGAUUCUCGAUAAGCGGCUUGGUGGGACAAAACACUUGCGUGGGGAUGCGGGUGGUGAUGGUGUGGGGGCGGAAAACAACAUCAAGAGAUCCCAUCCGGAUGUCGCCGGAGAGUUUCUGCAAGGUGUGAAGGGGGUGGCGCCGAACGGUAACGUUGCCACCCAAAAUCAAGAGAAGUCAGGCGCGGAUGGGGUGUUAAGGGGAGAGCGAAGUAGAAGUCAUGUAAAGGAUGUGUAUUUGGUUAUGGACUAUUGUCCUUAUGAUCUCAAGUCUUUUCUUUCUCUUCACAAUGAAAAGGGGGUUUAUAUGCAUUUAAGCUCCUACAAUACACAUCCUGAUGCGCCAAACAAUUUUUUAUCUCGAGUGAAAUGUAUUAUGCAACAACUGUUUCGAGCAUUAAACUUUCUCCAUGAUCAUCGUAUUUUGCACAGAGACAUCAAAACCUCUAAUAUUCUCAUUAGCCAUGAAGGGGUUGUGAAGCUUUGUGACUUUGGGUUGGGACGCCUUUAUCGUGAGGGGGAGGAGCUCACUGCGAACGUCGUCACGCUCAUGUAUCGUGCACCGGAGUUACACUUUGGUGUUCGGGACUACUCCCACAAGAUGGAUGUAUGGUCACUGGGGUGCAUCAUGGCAGAGUUGUUCCUCAAGAUGCCGCUGUUUCGAGCCGAGGAGGAGGUGAAGCAUUUUGCCGCCAUCUGCGACAUCAUCGGCAUACCGACGGAGGAGACAUUCAGCGGGCUGUACAAGAUGCCAGAGCUCCUGCGCAUCAUGCGGUCCCUCACCAAGUAUAACCGUGAGAACAAUCUUUCUCGCGUAUUUGCGAAGUCGCACCACGCCGGUGCGUCGACUCUGCCUGCGAGUGGACUGGACUUGCUGCAGUGCAUCUUUCGCUGGAAUCCUCUGGACCGUCUCUCGGCCCGUGAUGCCCUCAACCACGUGUUCUUCCACGAGGCACCGCUGCCAUGUGAACCAGCGGAGCUUUUGCGCCCGAUACCAACCUCAAACGUGCAAAGCAGGCGGUAUGACGGUAAGGCAACGGCGAAAAGAAACGAAACUGACGGUGUGGGGGGCACACCUCCGCCGAAGCCGCGGCCUGUACGAACGGACGCAGUGCUUCGGGCUGAGGAAAAACUCACAACAUCACCGAGAAUGGGGGGCAUGAAAGCUGUCGAGCCGGAACGGACCUGCACCACGACGGGCACGGGUGAAAUGAAGAUGACGGUGACAGAUGCGAUUUCGUCCCCGUCGGAGGAUGACGCUGAGCAUGUGCUUCUGCGGGAGCUAGAGUCCCUCAACGAUAUCCCAAGCCCUGGGGACGAGGAUGAGGCCCAACGCGUGGCGAACCAAGCACGUCUGAGGGCAAAUCAGGACCGGGAUUGUACGUCAUCACCGGGGUUUUGA
This is a messenger RNA of Trypanosoma cruzi, 2421 nucleotides long. Its product is annotated as protein kinase, putative. Gene Ontology annotation, cellular component: nucleus. The transcript has a single exon. NCBI's taxonomy places the organism in Eukaryota, Euglenozoa, Kinetoplastea, Trypanosomatida, Trypanosomatidae. Bases 1 to 2421 code for a protein of 806 amino acids. Gene Ontology annotation, molecular function: cyclin-dependent protein serine/threonine kinase activity; ATP binding. The record is from RefSeq and is a predicted model, not a curated record. Gene Ontology annotation, biological process: protein phosphorylation; regulation of mitotic cell cycle.